Musa acuminata subsp. malaccensis (wild Malaysian banana) is the source of this 1522-nucleotide messenger RNA. Its product is annotated as probable serine/threonine-protein kinase PBL2. Gene Ontology annotation, biological process: protein phosphorylation. The record is from RefSeq and is a predicted model, not a curated record. Gene Ontology annotation, molecular function: protein kinase activity; ATP binding. NCBI's taxonomy places the organism in Eukaryota, Viridiplantae, Streptophyta, Magnoliopsida, Zingiberales, Musaceae.
UGAGAUCAGCCUUGACCGAUCUCUGCUGACGGUGGAAGCAUCUCCGACGCCUGUAAUAUGUGGUUGGCUAUGGCCGAUGGGUGAUUGAGGUCUUCUUGGCUGUCCUCUAAUGGGGAACUUCUGCGGGGGCUCUGCUAAGCUGGCAAACGCUUCCUCUCCUUAUGCUUCAAAGAAUCCACUGUCCAGCAUAAAUAAUUUUAGUUCAAGUAAGUCAACGACAACUUAUGAUUCAUCAUUCAAAAGCAAGCCAUCAACUACUGCCAGUCUUCAGUCCUUCAGCUUGAGCGAUUUUGAGACUGCAGCUGAAAGUUUCAACAAGGGAGAUGCAUCGACCACUGUCAGUCUGAAGUCCUUUAGCUUGAAUGAUCUCAAGACCGCUACUAAAAAUUUCAGCUCCAAUUCAUAUCUAGGCGAAGGAGGUUUUGGGUGUGUCUUCAAAGGAUGGAUCGAUGAGCUUACCUAUGCUCCCACUAGACCAGGAGUUGGCAUCAUUGUUGCCAUCAAGAAACUCAAACGAGAAAGCUUUCAGGGGCACAAGGAAUGGCUUGCAGAAAUUACCUACUUGAGUCAGCUUCGCCAUGAAAAUCUAGUUAAAUUGAUAGGCUACUGCUCGGAGUCAAACAACAAGCUUCUUGUCUAUGAGUAUAUGCAGAAAGGCAGCUUGGAGAACCAUUUAUUCAAAAGAGGGGUGCAGCCUAUUCCUUGGUCGGUAAGAGUGAAGGUUGCCAUCGAUGUAGCUCGAGGAUUGUCGUUCUUGCAUGGUUUAGAGACCCAAAUUAUAUUCCGUGAUUUAAAGGCUUCAAAUGUUCUCCUUGACUCGGAUUUCAAUGCUAGAUUGUCAGAUUUUGGCUUAGCUAGGAAUGGUCCUACUGGAGACAAGAGUCAUGUUUCAACCCGGGUGGUUGGAACUCGUGGCUAUGCUGCUCCUGAGUACAUUGCUACAGGUCACUUGAGUUUGAAGAGUGACAUCUACAGCCUUGGAGUGGUGUUGUUAGAACUCUUAUCAGGGAAGCGAGCACUCGAUGAAGAUAAUGGAUCCAGAGAGAAGAUACUGGUGGACUGGGCGAAGCCAUUCCUAAAUGAUAAAAGAAAGAUGCUAAGGGUCAUGGACACAAGACUGGAAGGACAGUACUCGAAGAAGGAAGCCCAAACAAUUGCUGCUCUUGCCUUGCAGUGCCUCCAUGCAGAUCCCAGGAUCAGACCCAACAUGACACACAUUCUUCCAGCAUUAGAACAGCUCCGGGCACCUAAAGACACACCUCGCAUGUAUUCAAGAGCCUAAUGCUACUCUCAUUGUGAUGUGCAGACUGCAUGUUCUGGUGUUUCAGACGGUUUCUCGGCAACAAGGAUAACUUCGAAUAUAAGAGCCAUGGUCAGAUACAAGAAUUGCAUUGUUCGAUAGCUUGGUUAUCCGUGUCAUUUGUGUUUUUCAGUUACCAGUUGUUGUUGUACAUCAAAGCCGAUAAAUAGUAUGUAAAUUUGUCAGCUAAUUUUUGUUCAUUAUGUUAUCAUGUGAAGUAAA